Messenger RNA from Symsagittifera roscoffensis, 2064 nucleotides. RefSeq names its product patched domain-containing protein 3-like. Gene Ontology annotation, cellular component: membrane. The transcript is spliced from 8 exons. The record is from RefSeq and is a predicted model, not a curated record. NCBI's taxonomy places the organism in Eukaryota, Metazoa, Xenacoelomorpha, Acoela, Convolutidae. The coding region runs from base 1 to 2064 and encodes 687 amino acids.
AUGGAUCCAAUAAAAGAUGACAUGCAAUUAUUAGCAAUCGGAGGAGUGUUGCUUCUUUUUUACUGCUCUCUCGUGACUUUCAAUUUGUCUUGGAAAGCAAACAGGAUUUUCCUCACUUUGUCGGGACUGUUUUCGACUUUGCUGACAGUUUCGGCAGCCUUCGGCGUCAUGAUUGCGGCUAAUAUUCCCCUGGUCUCAAUCUCAUUGGCCAUUCCAUUUGUGGUCAUUGGAAUUGGGAUUGAUGCCAACUUGGUGAUGAGCACUGAAUGGGCCAACUGGUCUCCUCGGUCUAAUACCCCUUCGCCCUCCGAUUUCAUUUGCUCUUCCUCCGAAGAAAGGAUUGGGAGGACGAUGGAGCGGGCCUUCAUGGGGGUAUCUCUCUCCCAUCUCACUUCUCUCCUCGCUUUCAUAGUGGGCGGAUUUGUGUCCCCCUUCCCAGCUGUGAACUACCUCUGCGGAUAUAUGACUGUGAACAUUUUGUUUGCGUGGGUGGGAGAGGGAACCUUCUUUCUAUCCUGUCUCUGUCUAUACGGCCGAUGGGUCGAUAAAGAAAGAACGUCCACUGCAUCUGUGUCCGACCACAAACAUCCUACAUCUUCUUCUUCUUCUACUACUACUCAUAUCGGCGUCAUGAAGAGUCGGAAUACUGAGCUCGGAGGAGAUAGACAAAUAACCUCUCCUGAUCUUUCCAUUCAAACCCAGGAAAACGAUCAGACUAACUCUGAAUCAAUCGCUGUCACAAAUCACGACUUGAGCGUUGUAGAGUCGUACCUAAUGCGAGUUCUACCGAAAAUUGUCCUGAACAAAUAUGUCACGUGUUUUCUUUUGUUCGGCCUUGGAGCCGGGCUAGGGCUUGCAACUGUGUCGGUUUAUAACAUCCCGAGAGAAGAGUUGUAUUCGAUCUAUUACAAGGACGGCUCGGCAAUCGGAGAGUUCUAUGAUGCCAGACGACACGACUUCCCGUUUCCUGUGAUCUUGCAAAUUGUGUUUGACAAACAGAUUGACUACUCGGAUAUCGAAACGCGCCAUAUUUUGCAAGAUUUCUUCCGAGACAUCAACGAGACACUUCUUUUCGAAGAGAACUCGAUGAACUGGUUGACUCUGUUGCUGCAGUACCUGGAGAUGACUGGACAGUCUCUGCCACAGAACGACGAGGAGAGCUUCAACUCCCACGUGGACACUCUGCUUAAUACUCUGCUUCCUAAUGUUGAAGAAUUCAAGCCAGUCAAAUGGCUCAAGAAUGACGUCAUUUUCAAUGAACACAAACAGAUAAUCAAAGCGCGUUUCUACAUCACAUUGACAUCCUCCACCUCCGGAGCAGCGGAAGAGAGCGAGAGGAUCUUGACUGCCCUCCGAGGUGUCCUGGACAGAUACAGACAGUCUCUCAACCCCUACGUGUUCAAUUACAUUCUGACCGAGUUCGAGAGAAAUGUACUCAUGUUGGGAGAAGUCUGGAGCUCAAUCGCCAUUGUCGCAGUGAUGGCGAUGCUGGUCUCUCUCAUCUUCAUCCCCUCCCUGCCCAUCUACCUCCUCGUCAUUUCCCUCUUCUUCUCUGCAAUGCUCACUGCCAUGGGCCUGAUGGGACUGUGGGGACUCACUUACGCACUCUCCACAUACGUGCAAAUCAUGCUCGGAUUCGGUCUGUGCAUCGACUACAUGGCACAUAUGGCACGUGGCUACAUGGUGGCUGAAGGCUCAAACCCCCUCGAAAAAGUGAGACACACCCUUUCAACUGUCGGAGUCGCAAUGUCGAAUGCAGUCGUCACUUCAAUCCUCGGAGUCGCAAUGCUCAGUGCAGCGGGAAGCUUCGCCAACCGAUCUUUCUUCAAGAGCAUGUUUGUAAUUUUCGUGAGCAGUUACAUAUUCGGAGUGUGGUUGUUUCCCGCUAUUCUUUCGCUCAUUGCGCCGAUGCUCAAUCGGCCGAAAUCUCCUCUGGGCGAAAGAACAGCGAUGACGCCUGAUAGAAGUAAUGUAAUUCAACAUUUGACAGCUGAGACGUCGGCGUGUACUACAUCUGUGGCAACACCUGACAUAGAAGUUCCGCCAGUACCCGAAACAAGAUGA